UGACACAUGCGGAGGGAGGGCGAGAGGGAGCUCGCCGGCCGGGCAGACAGAGGUACCCGCCGCUCCUCCUCACAGCUGUGUGUGUGGCGCGAGGGCUUCCGCCAUCUGUCGCCAGCCGUGUAAUGAGCUGGCUCGAGCCCAGGCGCUGGGAAGUCCGGGUGGGUGAGGCUCGGUGACGCCGCGUCCCGAUUCUCGGCAGCCGGGCGGAGCGCUGGCGAAGCUUCACCGACGUGGGGUGGAAAUGCCUCAGUUCAGUUUGAAGAAGGCGGGGAGCCAAAAGGGUUGAAAGGAGCGCCGGCCGCGCUUCCCGAAUCCGCGCCCCGCGGCCAUGGGCAGCCGCGACCACCUGUUCAAAGUGCUGGUGGUGGGGGACGCCGCCGUGGGCAAGACGUCGCUGGUGCAGCGGUACUCCCAGGACAGCUUCAGCAAACACUACAAGUCCACGGUGGGAGUGGAUUUUGCUCUGAAGGUUCUCCAGUGGUCUGACUCCGAAAUGGUGCGCCUCCAGCUGUGGGAUAUUGCAGGCCAGGAGCGCUUCACCUCUAUGACACGACUGUACUACCGAGAUGCCUCUGCCUGUGUCAUCAUGUUUGAUGUUACCAGUGCCACUACCUUCAGCAACAGCCAGAGAUGGAAACAGGAUCUGGACAGCAAACUCACACUGCCCAAUGGAGAGCCCGUGCCCUGCCUGCUCUUGGCCAAUAAGUGUGAUUUGUCCCCUUGGGCAGUGAGCCGGGACCAGAUCGACCGGUUCAGUAAAGAGAAUGGUUUCACAGGCUGGACAGAAACAUCAGUCAAGGAGAACAAAAAUAUCAAUGAAGCAAUGAGAGUCCUUGUCGAAAAGAUGAUGAGCAAUUCCAGAGAAGAUGCCAUGUCUUUGUCCACCCAAGGGGACUACAUCGAUCUACAAGCCAAGUCCUCCAGCUGGAACUGCUGCUAGUAGCAUUUCGUUUGUUUUCUGUCUCAGUUGAGGAGGCCUUUCCAUCUCUCACCCAGCAGUUUUGCUAAGAAACUUUGAACUGUUUCCUGCCUGCUGUUUCCAGUCUGGUGAGGACGUCAACUGUGACUUAAAUGCCUGAGAGACCCUUGGGCACUUCUGGUCUCCUGCCUGUUGGCACUCAUGUGGCCCAGUUGUUGCCUUCUGUAUAAGAAAGAUCAUCUCAUCCUUCAA
Messenger RNA from Octodon degus (degu), 1171 nucleotides. It is a transcript of the gene Rab29, whose product is annotated as RAB29, member RAS oncogene family. Lineage: Eukaryota; Metazoa; Chordata; Mammalia; Rodentia; Octodontidae. Bases 329 to 940 code for a protein of 203 amino acids. The transcript has 6 exons. Gene Ontology annotation, cellular component: trans-Golgi network; Golgi apparatus; vesicle. Gene Ontology annotation, biological process: vesicle-mediated transport. The record is from RefSeq and is a predicted model, not a curated record. Gene Ontology annotation, molecular function: GTPase activity; GTP binding.